AUGUCCGAGCCCAAGAACAAGCGUCAAAAGCGCGAGGACUACCGUGCCGCUCUCCGCGCCAAUGGAGUCACUGAGCUGCCGCGCAAGAAGUUCUACCGUCAGAGGGCUCAUGCCAACCCCUUCUCUGACCACUCCUUGAUCUAUCCCCCUACGCCAGAGCAGAUGGACUGGGCUUCUCUCUACCCUCACUAUGCAGUUGAAGAGCCUACUGAGCAAAAGACAGAGAGAACUGAGUCUGAAGAGACCUUGGGCCAAGAACUGUCGGCUCCUGCCAUCAGGAAGUUGACCAAGAAUGUUGAGGUAGCGGAUAUUGGCUGCGGUUUCGGUGGUCUACUCAUAGCUCUGGCUCCCGUACUUCCCGAGACUCUUGUUUUAGGCCUGGAGAUCCGUGUGUCGGUAACCCAAUUUGUGGAAGAUAGGAUCAAAGCUCUGCGCGUGCAGAACGAGGAGCAAAAGCUGUACCGCAACAUCGCCGUACUGCGCGCCAACACUAUGAAGUUCAUGCCCAACUUCUUCACCAAGGGCCAACUGAACAAGAUCUUCAUCUGCUUCCCGGACCCGCACUUCAAGGCGCGCAAGCACAAGCAGAGAAUCGUUUCCACGACGCUCAACUCAGAGUACGCAUAUGUGCUGCGCCCCGGCGGCAUCAUCUACACCAUCACCGACGUGCCUGACCUGCAUGAGUGGAUGGUUGGACACUUCAACACACAUCCGGCCUUUGAAAGGGUGUCGGAAGAGGAGCAGGAGGCUGAUCCGCUGGUUGAGAUUAUGCGCAAUGAGACGGAGGAGGGAAAGAAGGUGACGAGGCAUAACGGGCAGAAGCAUGUUGCUCUUUUCAGGAGGCUGGAGGAUCCUCAGUGGCCGGAGGAGGUUUCUGCUUGA
Molecule: messenger RNA, 882 nt
Organism: Sordaria macrospora k-hell
Lineage: Eukaryota; Fungi; Ascomycota; Sordariomycetes; Sordariales; Sordariaceae
Biological process (GO): RNA (guanine-N7)-methylation; tRNA methylation
Cellular component (GO): tRNA methyltransferase complex
Molecular function (GO): tRNA (guanine(46)-N7)-methyltransferase activity
Source: RefSeq, a predicted model, not a curated record